AAUCUCCCAAGGGCUGCACAAUGUGACGCAUCAACAUAUUGUGAAGCAGUAUACUAUGAAGGAUAAUUAUUAUAAUAUAUUGUAACUUCAGGCUCUGAAGGGCUAGAUCCUAGAGCCGUAAAGCCAGUUAUUAAGAAAAGAAGAAUUUGACAAGUAAUAAAUCCAAAUGGAUUUUUCGAGCUUUGAGCUUUGACAAGGUCACGGGAACACUUCUUUGGACAAAACUGUAACAUACAAGCGGUAGACUUAUUUGGAAAGAUUAAAUAUAACUACUAAGACCUCUUCUAAGGGCAGAAGGCUAUAAUAUGUGGUUUAUAAUAUGGAUUAUGAUACUGAUGACAUUCUUGUGCUAAAACCGCUGAUAUAUUUUAAGGACAGACUAAUAUCACAAUAAAUUCAUAAAAGGUUUUAGAAGUUUUGUGAAUUGAAACCCUUUCUAAAGAAGAAAUAAGAAACACGCUAGUGUAGUACCGUAAAAGUGGAAGCUUAUAAUAGACUUACCUUGUGAAGAUAUUAAGAAUUAAUUUACAUAUAACAAACUGGAUGUUCCUACAUUAAGGAAAGAAUCAUCUUUGUUACUUCAAUCUCCACCGGUAUCAAUGGAAUUGUUAAUUGCAAAGGACAAUGCCAGAAUAUCUCUAUAGAACUUUGCCCCACCUAAUUUUUUUUGCUGUUUUAUUACUUUAUCCAAAUUGUAUAAUUUAACGCUUCUAACACUUGCGAUUCUUUAUUAAAUUGAACUUUGUAAUUACAUUUACCUUAUGUUUUUUAAUAGCAUUCAUUGCACUUAAUUGUAAUUUCAAUCUGUAAAUUGUCAGGCGCUAAUAAAAUAUGUAAUUAUGGAUUUUAGAAGCCGAAAUAAACUUCCGUUUGGUUUGUAUAAAAUAAUUAUGUGAUCACCGAUAUUUGAGAAGGGGUUGUCCUGUUUUGGAGAUAAAAGAUCCUAACACUAUAAGAUAACCACGUCUUCCUUAACAUUAUUAAGUAUAAACAAGUGGGCUCAAUCUGUUACGUAAAUAUUACUUUUGAUGUUGUGUCAAUGUUCUAUUUUUCUACAUCAGCAUUUAAUAGAGGGUAGUAUUAUUUUCUGCUUAGGAAUCAGUCUGGGUAGGUACGACACAUACCCAUGUCAGUCGACAAGCUGCAGUGCGUGCACUAUGUUCCGGCCUGAAGCGGAUAGAACAUUGUUGAAUAAAUUGUUGCCAAUCCCAAUCCCAAGGUGUUAAUAUUGUUAGAGUAGGUAAUUCUUUGAAUUUUCUCUCUAUAUUGGCAUAUACAGUAUCUGCUUUUAUAUGUGUGUCCUUAAAAUAAAAUUUUUAGUUCAAGUUUCAACUGGGGAAACUUUUUAAAAAUGAAAAACAUACACAUGACAGCACAAAUAUUCUUAUUUUGACCAUAACAGUUAUCUGACCGUAUAUUCAAUAUCUGAUUCUGGUAUGUUUUUGGUUGCCCAGUUUAAGGUUGAAGCUUUUUCGUUUCCAACCCUUUGAGCUUUAGUUUCAUCCUACAUAAAGCAAAAUGCAGGACUGUCAGUACCAUCAUAAAUAGUGUAAUUUAAUGUCCAAAGUUUUCUCUUAUAAAAAUUAACUCCAUUUGUUAAAUAAGGAGCGAAAAUUAUUUAAAUAAUCUAAAUAUUAUUUAUGGAAUUUUUAAAAAAUUUGUUCGCUACUGUGACCCCAGUGUAAACAAAACGGUGUAACUUUUAAACUAAAUGAUCUAUUGCAAUGAAAUAAACUCCAUAAUAAUUGGAAGUAAUUAGUCCAAUUAGUCCUUAUAAAAUAAAAAUUACGGAAAAAACUACCCUCAAUUGAAAAUAAAUACGUUUUUUUUUUAGAAAAAAAGUUAUUUUUCACCGUAUUAGCUACCCAACAGUAAAAAUUGCAUGUGUAUCACUCAAUCAUACAAUUUUCUUUUAAGUGUUAAAAGAUAGCACUCCGAACGCCAUUCAUUGUUCUAUUAAGGAUGGUUUAUUAGUAAUCGUAAAAUUUCUCGACGUUACCUACCGUUUUUAUUACUUUAAGCUAAUUUUCAUCGUAUUAGCCACCUGGUGGUAAAAAUUGCAUGUUUUUAACUCAAUCCCAUCAUUUCUUAUCGACUGUCAAAAAGGUCCAGCGCACGGCUACGCAUUGUUUAGCUGGUAGAUAGACCUUUUUUAUGAAUUUUGUUGUGAUUGUGCGCGGGUCGGGGUGCGGGGAAGUAGGGCCAACCGAAGGGACAUUGAAUUAUGACAAGCAGGUACAGGUAGUCGCUCCUAAUUAUUCGCCGCUGCUGAAUGUGUUUCGUAACUUUCGUUCGCUGCUACAUGAUGCCGCGUUUAAGGGAAUUCUUCCCGGCACACAUUGCCGACAUUCAUUUUUACUAUGGAGUGGGACGAGGAAGUGCCAGAGCUUCGCGCGCAGCUUACUUACAUAGCUGCGUUUCCUAACAGCCAACCAGUGCCAUCUGCCCGCAAUUUCCAGGAAUUUCACAGAAGGUUGUCGAUCGCUGGACUUGGAUUAAGUAGUGAUCAUCGCGAGCCGCCUUAAGUAAUUAUUGAUGUGGCUACUGAACAAUCUGUACUGAAUGAUUUGUUUCCUGAUUCAUCAAUAAGUACUAGAUGACUGGAUCUUCGUCACGGAAUAUCCCAAAAAUCAGUGUGGCGCAUUUUAAAGAAAGAAGGAUUGCGUCCUUAUCACUACCAAAGCAAACCCAAAUUUUCUGAAAACCAUACUAUGGAUGGACGAAGCGACAUUCACUAGAGACGGUAUAUUACUAACUGUAAAUUUACACAAAUGGUGCCGUGCAGGUGAAAACCCGAAAUUGAAACGUUCAUCGACUUUUCAAGUAAGAUUUUCAGUAAAUAUUUGGGCUGGUCUUAUCGAUGACACGUUGAUUGGAUAAGUCAUAUUGCAGAGAAAGUUGACUGCUGAAAGAUUUUUAAGUCUAUUUACUAAUGAACUACCUGAAUUAUUGGAGGAUGUACAACUGGUUUUGCGUCGAGGGAUGUUUCUGCAGAUGGACGGAUGCCCUGCCCAUUAUGCUACAAAUGUUAGAACAUUUUUAAACGAUAAUUAUCGAGAUAAAUGGAUCGACCGACAAGGACCUAUACGGUGGCCUGCGCGUUCACCCUAUUUGACGCCCCUUGAUUACUUCCUAUGGGGGACCAUGAAACACCGCGUCUACAGUCAACCCCCCCCCCCCCCCCCCAUCAAUAGUGAGGCUGAUUUGCGUGACGGUAUAAUUAACUGUGCGAAUGAUAUUAGCAAUGAUCCCGAAAUGAUAAGGAGAGCGACACAACAAAUUUUAAUUCGCACGGCUUUGUGCCUACAACAACGAGGUGGACAUUUUGUGCACCUGAUGCAUUACAUUUGUGUGAAAUAAUAAAUGGUUUUAAUUG
Messenger RNA from Parnassius mnemosyne (clouded apollo), 3376 nucleotides. Lineage: Eukaryota; Metazoa; Arthropoda; Insecta; Lepidoptera; Papilionidae. The record is from the annotation of a GenBank genome assembly.